Messenger RNA from Euleptes europaea (tarantolino), 852 nucleotides. RefSeq names its product ring finger protein 186 (gene RNF186). The record is from RefSeq and is a predicted model, not a curated record. The transcript has a single exon. Gene Ontology annotation, molecular function: ubiquitin protein ligase activity. Lineage: Eukaryota; Metazoa; Chordata; Lepidosauria; Squamata; Sphaerodactylidae. Bases 1 to 852 code for a protein of 283 amino acids. Gene Ontology annotation, biological process: protein ubiquitination.
AUGGGGGAGGUGGAGAAGCUUGGAAGGGCCGAGGAUGCUGCUGCACAGCUGAAGACUCCUGAGGAGCCGGUUCCAAAGACAGAAAGCGAUCCAGCAGACGAAGCUUGUGCCGUAGAAGAAGAUGCCUCGUGUUGUCCUGCUGCUGCAGAAUGCCCGGCUGUAGAUGUUCAUCGGCCACCAGGAACGGAGCUCUCAACGUACGUGGAACCCCACGCCUUGGUGACCGUGGAGGCCCCACAGCCUUCCCAAGAACCGGCCUCCGAGCCACGCUACCAGCGUACCCCCAAAGCCUCAAUUGCCGACAUGGAUUGCCUCAUCUGCUUCAACCGCUACAGCGCUUCCCGGCUGCCGAAACUCCUGGCCUGCCAGCACGCCUUCUGCGCCGUCUGCCUGAAGCUCAUCCUGAGGAAUGAGGACCACACCUGGAUCAUCGCCUGCCCUCUCUGCCGAAAAUCCACGGUCGUUUUUGGCGGCCUCAUCUGCAGCCUCCGGGACAAAGAGGACAUCUUGGGCCGGCUGGAGAGCCCUGACCCAGAGGCCGAGGUGCCCUGCCCGCCACGCCCUACGGGCACGAGCCCAGCAAACCGCCGGUCCAGCUCCGGGGACCAAGAGCCCAGGAGCAACCGGGCAUCCGCCAAGAGGCUGGUGCUGCUCUUGCUGCUGGUGGCUCUGCUCAUUGCGCUCAUCCUCCCUUUCAUGUACACGGGGCUGCUCAAGUGGGCCUUGUGUUCUGUGACGGUUUUGGGGCUCAUCAUGUCGGGGGUUCUUUGCUGCAACCCUAGCUGGAGUUGCUCAGACCUCUCGAUGCCACCUUGGAGGAAGAAGGAGGGCCACGCGGCGUCUGUUGCCUGA